AUGUCAACGCCGUACCCCGACCUCAGCCACCUCUCGCCCCGGGAGGCGGAGGGGCGCGCGGUCCGCCUGCUGCUCUUCGCCCUGUGCGUAACCAUCGCUGCCGCCACCUUCAUCGGCGGCGUGUACUCGCUCCUCACCCUGCUGCGGAUGCGGAGGAAGACGUGGCUGAGUGUGAUCGUGGCGUCCAUGUCCGUGGACGACCUGCUGAGCGUGGUGCCGCUCUCUCUCUUCAUGCUCCUGCAGUGGGACCGCCAUGGAGGCUCGGCCAGCCUCUGCACUCUCGCCGGGCUCCUGUACGUCUUCCAGGGGGUGUCCAGCAACAUGAAGGCGUGUCUGAUCGCCGGCUACACUUUUUACGUGACCAAAAGGUUUGGGGUGUUGCUCUCGGUCCGCCGCCCCCUCCGGGUGAUGUGGGCCAUCGCCGGCGUGUGGGCGCUCAGCCUGGCCGUCAGCGCGCUGCCUCUGUGCGGAUGGGGCAGCUUUGUGCAGGCUCCUCUGGGCUGCUUCCCGGAGAGUGAGGGUUUUUACAUCCUGCUGCUCUUCCUCGUCUACUCGCUGUGUUUCUGCGGCUUGCUCGUCUUCUUCCUGCCGCUGACUUACCAGCUCUUGUGCGCCAGAGAGCCCCAGAGGAGCGUGCAGUGCGCGGGCUACCCGGGGGACGCCGGCGCGCUCUCCCGGGACAGCCUGGACAAAAGUUUCGGUGCCUACAACGAACUGAGCCCGAGUUCGUGCGGGACGACCUGCGAGCUCCGGGACGAGACGGAAGGAGUUACCCGGCGGCAACGGUCCAUCCCAGCGGUUGUGGGGGACACGCCUGUAGUGUUUGCGCAAAAGCGCUUCUCCAUGGUCCUGGCGGUGGUCAGGGUUACUUUGUGGAUGCCAAUGAUGACUCUGGUGCUGGUGCGCAAUGCAGCCAACGCUCGCAGCUCGUCCCUGGAGACCCUCAGCUUCCUUCUCACCUUGCUGGCCCCCGCGGUCACGCCGCUCUUUGUGCUGUCUAAGCGCUGGAUCCACAUGCCGUGCGGCUGCUUCAUUGACUGCAAACGUAAGCCGAUGCCAGACCCCCCGGGAUUAAAACGAAGAUUUGAAUUCAACCUUUCCCUGCACAAAGGUUGCAGAGUGUUUAAGCUGUCGCAUGUCCCGGUCUCUCCCAGCACCACACUGGUCGAGAAGCCAUCUUACCACAGCCUCUUCAACAGCGACUUCCCCAACACCCGCCUGGAUGCACUGGAGAGCGGCGGGCUCUGCGGCUUGGGGCCAAACUUUAGUUUCAGCAGCACACUGCCCAUGGUCUGCUCCUCCCAUGCAGACCUCCUGUUGGAGGCUGUUCCCCGUGGCGUGGGAGAGGCGCUGGCCGAUUGUCCACGGCGAAGCGAGGAAGGUUUCCACGACCUCCACUCUCCGUCUUUUAAUCACCGGGAACAAGACCACCACCUCACAGACACCUCGUCGGUAUUCGAGGGCUCGGAGAGGAGGCUGUCGCAUGAAAAGUCCCAGAAAUACGAGCUGACAGAUUGGGAAUGGUGCAGGAGUAAAUCGGAGAGAACACCCAGACAGAGGUCAUCAGCUGGUCUGUCCAUCCCACUGUGCGCCUUCCAGGGAACAGUAUCUCUGCAAGCCCCCACAGGGAAGACCCUCUCUCUGUCCACCUAUGAGGUCAGCAGCGAUGGACUUAAAAUCUCUCCCAACAAUGCCAAGAAGGUGGAAGUAUACCGCUCCAAAUCAGUAGGCCAUGAGCCCAGUGCAGAUGACAAAGCAGGUCAGGACAUGGGCCUGGACUUCGGAGUGGGCAUCGGCGCCAAUGUGGGAGACACCAAUGUGAAAAUACACCUGGAGGUCCUGGAGAUCUGCGACAACAAGGAGGCCAUGGACAGCGUCUACAUUGUCUCCAACAUCAGCCAGUCCUCGACCCACACCCGCUCGCCCUCGCUGCGUUAUUCACGAAAAGAAAACCGCUUCGUCUCCUGCGACCUGGGCGAGACGGCGUCCUACUCGCUGCUCAUUCCCACCACCGGCAACCCCGAGGUGGAGGCCAUCAACAUCACCAUCCCUGACACGGUGGAGGCUCAUCGGCAGAACAGUCAUAGACAGAUGCAGGGAAGCUCAGGUUAUCGUGAGGAAAUACAGCUGCUCAAUGAGGCCUACAGGAAACAAGCUGGAGACCAGGAAUGAUGGGUGACAAGUACUUUUACAGGUGAUAAGUACUUUUACACAAAGAGUUAAGCAGAAAGGGACACACACAGUUUUCAUGGCCACGUCCUAAAAAUCAUCCUAUUUGAGAGUAAGACCCGAGCAAACACCACUCAUAUUUCUGCAACCAUUUCUUUUACUGUACGUCUUUUUAUUUAAGUUUGAACGUGAAGUUGGAUUUACUCACGACUAGUCCGUGUACAGCUGGUAGUAAUGUUGUGUCGUUGGCGAACGAUUCGUUUGAACGAACAAAUCUUUUGAGUGAACGUACUGAACCGAACCACUUCAUGAACUGAUUCGUUCCUUUCUCAGUUCAGUUGAGCUCCGCCGCGACCAUGCCGGUAUGAGUGGAACUGGCGCAUUCUGUGACUCACUGAACCCUCGACGUCGGCAAACGACGCAGCCCGCUACUCAUCAUGGGGGCGGGGGGAGGGACUGAGCGAACUAUUCGUUCACCGCGGAUCAACGACAUGAAUCACUCAGUGAACGACAACGCUCUCGCUCUCUGCUCUGCUUGCCCCAAUGCCGCGAGUGAUUCUCCUCCCGUCGCGGUGAUAUGUUUCAUGCCAUUGGCAUCCGUUCUCCAUUCAUUCUCCAAGCUAACGGCUAAUGUUGACUCAAGCCACAUGAAAACAAACGCACACGCGCCCCGUCCCUAUUAUCUCAACACAUAAAGUUAUGAGAGUAGAGGAGACAGAAAGAAACUCAGUGCAGGCAGGGCAAGGCUGAGCAGCAGUGACACGAGGGGGAGGGGCCGGGGGUAAAGUGUAGGGCAGGCUGUUUUGAGAAGAUUUAAAAUAAAAAUAAUAACUAAUGUAUGUACAUAUACAUAGGCUAUUAUUUAUCUUGAUUUUUAUAUUAUUUAAGCUAUUUAUUUUCUUUUUUAUUGCAUAUUUAAGUUGAUAUUUCCAUUUUUAUAUUUUUAAAUGUAAGCUACAGAAAUUUUAGUUUUAAUGUUGGCAUUUCUGGCACUUGGUUUAAUAUUUGUUUUGUUUUAUUUAGGGUAGCCUAUUUAUUUUCUUUUUGUUUGCACAUUUAAGUUGAUAUUUUCUUUGUUAUAUUUUUAAACGUAGGCUACAGAACAUUUAGUUUUUAUGUUGGCAUUUCUGGCUCUUAAUUUAUUUGUUUUAUUUUGAAGGUAUUUAUUUUCUUUUUGUUUGCAUAUUUAAGUUUACAUUUUCUUUGCUACAGAACAUUUGGUUUUUAUGUUGGCAUUUGUUAAGGGUUUCUUAAUUUAAUAUUUGUUUUUGCACUAAACAAACGAGGCCUAUUUAUUUAACUGUUGAUUGCAAGCAUUUUAGUAGGCUAUUACUAUUUUUUUUAUUUCCCACUUUUAUUUAUUUCUUAUUUUCAUUUCAGUGCAAUAAAACAUAUUUAACAACCAAGACAUUUAGUCACACUUUGUUUAUUGGACAGGCCGGAAACGCACAGACAGUGUUUUUAAAAGUAACAGAAUCUCUACUACAGCUGCAAUGUCUGUUUGCGAACGUCAAGGGGAGUCUGUCAGGGCAGAGAGCGAUUCACGUCUGUAGCCCUCUGACCCACAGAACUGUAGCUGAGUGAUUCAGGUUCGCUUCACGAACCUACAAGAACUGACUGGUUGUCGCUGAGGACGUGAUUCAGGUUCGCGCUGCACUCAGUCACUCAUUCAGAUUCAGGACUCGCGAACCUACUGACACAGAGAACUGACUGUGUCGCGGAGGAGGACGUCACAUUGAGGCUCUCGUUCAGUCACUGUGCGCGUCGUUCAGUGGGUGCUGAGGGCUUGUGUCGUUCGCGAACUGACACACACCGAGAUCUGCCGCUGGGGAAGCUGUUACGGACUGACUCAUGAUUCGCCGACCUGCACACAGAACUGCUGCUGCAGAAGUGAUUCAGGUUCAUGUACUGAACUGUGCUGACUCUGGCUCUGUGUCAGUCACUCACUGCGUGGUGUACUGCAUGCACAGAGCUGUGUAGGGACUCGCGUUCACCCUAUUUGCUGCUUCUCCCGCGAAUGUCUGCACUGUACUGUACUACGCAAGACCCCCCCCCUCCUAUUUUUUUUUUUUGGAGGGUAGGGGGAUUCGGUGAACGAAUUUUUUGAACGACUCAAUUUAAGGAACUGAUUCUAGUGAUUCAGUACAGUCAAAAGAACUGCCGAUCCCAUCACUAGCUGGUAGGAUGGAUUUACUGUCCACUGAAAAUGUGUGAACAUGCCUUUAUUGUCUAAUAGCUGGCAACACGUUAACAUGCUUAUUCAAUGUUAGGUUGUGACGUUGAUUUGACAUUGAAAUGUGGUCAUUUCUCAACCAAUAUUCAACAACACAAACACAACAUUGAAUCAACAUGCUUUUUGAUGACGUUUAUUAAAUUUUGGGUUUUGACGUUGAUUUGACAUUGAAAUUUGGUCAUUUUCCAACCAAUAUUCUACAACACAAAUACAACGUUAAAACAACAUCCUUUUUGACGACGUUUAUUCAAUGUCGGGUUCUGACGUUGAUUUGAUAUUGAAAUUUGGUCAUUUCUCAACCAAUAUUCUACAACACAAAUGCAACGUUGAAACAACAUGCUUUUUGUUGACUUUUAAUCAAUGUCAGGUUGUGACGUUGAUUUGAUAUUGAAAUGUGGUCAUUUUCCAACCAAUAUUUUACAACACAGAUACAACGUUGAAACAACAUGGUUUUUGACGACGUUUAUUCAAUGUCGAGUUCUGACGUUGAUUUGAUAUUGAAAUUUGGUCAUUUCUCAACGAAUAUUGUACAACACAAAUGCAACGUUGAAACAACAUGCUUUUUGUUGGCGUUUAAUCAAUGUCAGGUUGUGACGUUGAUUUGAUAUUGAAAUUUGGUCAUUUUCCAACCACUAUUCUACAACACAAAUACAACCUUGAAACAACAUGCUAUUUGACGACCUUUAUUCAAUGUCGGGUUCUGACGUUGAUUUGAUAUUGAAAUUUGGUCAUUUUCCAAACAAUAUUCUACAACACAAAUACAAUGUUGAAACAACAUGCUUUUUGAUGACGUUUAUUCAAUCUCAGGUUUUUUUUUUACUUUGAUUCGACAUUGACGUUUGGUCAUUUUGUAACCAA
This is a messenger RNA of Nerophis lumbriciformis (worm pipefish), 5260 nucleotides long. Its product is annotated as probable G-protein coupled receptor 149. Gene Ontology annotation, cellular component: neuron projection; plasma membrane. Gene Ontology annotation, biological process: neuropeptide signaling pathway. Lineage: Eukaryota; Metazoa; Chordata; Actinopteri; Syngnathiformes; Syngnathidae. The record is from RefSeq and is a predicted model, not a curated record. Gene Ontology annotation, molecular function: G protein-coupled receptor activity; neuropeptide binding.